UACGAUCGGAGGAUGUAAACAUGACUGAUAUACGUCCGAGGACCUUGACAACUUUUUUUCAGGAAAGUGAACGUUAAACGUCGAAUGUCAAGGCGCUCGUCGUUUUCAAGAUGUAGUAUCGACUCUAAAGGUACAAAGGAAAAUUAACAAAAAUGAGUGACUCUGAUAGCUAUUCUGCCACGGGUGGAGGAGAGAUGGCAGUAGACGAGGAGGACGUUGAUGAGAUACGAUUAGGCCCUCUGGUGGAUGAACUUGCUGGUGUUGCAGGCAGAGAUUAUACGAGAGAGGAAAUGGUGCAAGCACUAAUCAACAGUAAGUUUGAUGUGAGAUCUGCUGUGCAGUGGCUUAGUGGGCGAGAAACAUCGAUACCAAGAGAAGGUCCUGGAAAAAGAAAACAAACCUUUGAAGGUGACAACAUAUUAGUUCGUUAUCAGUUGCCAAGCUCGUAUUGCCACAGUUCUGCAAUUAUUGUAGAAAAUAAGACCUUGGACAGGCUCCCUUUGCAUAGGAUAAUUCGAGAUUGGUUGAGCGACAUUCUCAGGAAACGUUCGCGACAGAAACGAGAGGAGGAAAAGGCCCGAUAUUUUCGAAACAGGAAUGAAAGUCAGUGCAGCGAAGAUUCUGUCGUUACCACGAGUGGUGACAGUCAGGAUAUAUUGGGAGAUAGUAGUCAAGAUCUCAGUGAAGAUAGUCAGGAUAUGGUUGUUGAUAAUUCAAAUCAAGAUUCGGAUAAAGAUGUGGACAAAUCCCUGGAGGCUUGCAAAGUUCAUCCCCAGCCUGUAAAUGAACUUCCAGCAAACACAGUUGAACUCGCUGAUGGUGGCCUCAAAGAAAAUUCACUUAACAGCUUGAAUUUCAAUAUGCAGUCGUUGCCUGUUGCUGUGUCUAAUUUUAGUUUGGCAAUUCCACCAUCAGUCAAUGCCUCUAUCUCUUGUGAAGGAUCAGGGGCUUUUCAGGUACCUUGUUUAAAAGUGCCAUUUGGCAUUAGCAACAAAACAGGUCCACAGCCACAACCAUUUGGAGUGAUUGGCAAAAGUGAGACAGGAACUGUAACCUCUUGUGAUAACAGUGGUCUUAGUGUGUCCGAGUCUCCUAAAUCGAGUGGAAUUCAGUUUCAAUCAGGAACUGAGAGUAAAGGGCCUUCCUUGUCUGAGCUGGCAAGUUCAAGUCUGACUGGAAGCAAGCCCCAGUUUGAUGGAAUGAAAGGGCCCAGUUUGUCUGAGUUAGCAAAUUCAAAUCUGACUGGAAGCAAGCCCCAGUUUGAUUUGGGAGUGAAAGGGCCCAGUUUGUCUGAGUUAGCAAAUUCAAAUCUGACUGGAAGCAAUUCCCAGAUGGAUUUGGGAGUGAAAGGACCCAGUUUGUCUCGGCUGGCAGACUCAAACAGUGAAAGCAAUAGCCCAGGCUUGACAGUAUUCGGAAAAGGUGUCGGAAGUUCUGGAAUCCAGUUUUCAGUUCCAAAACUUAAUACAGUAAAUAGUCCAAAUUCAUUCAACUUUAGUGCUGUGGGUAGUCCAAAAAGUUUAUCAUCAGUGGUAGGUUCAAACAUAUGUGGAAAUGAUCCCAAUUUUAAUGGAAAGAGCACUGGCUCAUCUUUGUCUGCUCUUGCAGCUUCGUCUUUAGGAAAUUCUAAACCCCUUUCGUCUUCUGUUCCUGAACCUGGUAAAGCAUUAUCCUUAAGCAAGAGCAGUCCAGUAGAUAUCAAGUGUUCAGAGAAUCCCAGCAUUGCGAGUGGUAGUCCAAGUUUGUCGGCAUUGGCGAGUACUUAUUUAGGAAGCGACAGCUUGUCAAUAACUUCCGUACCACCUUUGGAAUUGGGCAAAAGAGGGAAGCUUAAUCAGGGGAUUGAGAAUGCUGAAGCUCGAGUUGGUGAGUCAAAUUCUGUGUUGGAUAUGACUGGAGGUUUUAGCAGUCAGGACAGACAUGGUAUUGCCGUCACUGGAACACCUCCAAUGUUGCCAUUUGAUUUAAAUUUGAAUAACUUUUAUGCGGAUUCUCCAGUGUCUAAUUUAUUGGGGAUGAGUGAUUUGAAUCGUCCAUUUGGUGAUCAGAUGUUUCUUUCUUCAUUAGAAAAACUAGCACUGUCUACAGGAAAUAUAGAUUCUAAAGUGGGUUUUCAUGUACCACCAUUUCCACAGCCGAAACCAGGUUUGAAACCACCACCUGGGUUUGAGCAUUUUGUUCCUCAUGGUGGUUUACCUGAAAAGGAAUGUUUAGAAACUUUACUAAAACAGGAAGAAGAAGUUGAUAUCAACGGAGAUAUUGAUUUGCUCGCGGCACUAUUGAAGCCUGAGGUUGAGAAAGAACCCGAUAUGGAAACUGUCGAAGAGUCGAAUGAUCUGGUUAUUGACCUCCAGGUAUGCCCCUUCCAAUACGAUGCGACACUCUGGAAACGAAAGCCUUCAUCGUUUGGCAGAGUUAUGGUGAAUACCCCACAUACACCAAAAAUCAAGCGCUUAACAGAGAAAAUUAUUCAAGUACCUUUCAAAAUAUUCAGGUUUGAUACUCCUUCUCCAGAUGAAAUGAUUCAGGAAGCUCUUCAGAAUCGAAGAGAUCCAGGCUGGUAUAAAUUGGUCACAAAAGAGAGACUCAGUAGAAGGUGAUGUAGAUAUUCUCUAAUGUUUAUUUGUUCGUCAUUCAAGUUCUUUACUGGUUUCACUGAUUUUUCAUUUUAUUAAUGAUUAUUUAAUGAUUAUUUACAAAGCAUAAAAUUUUUAGAAUAUAGAUUAUUAAGGGUAUGUGAGUGGCUAAAGAAUGUUUAAGUAACAUUGUCAUGACACUGUAUUUGAUCUCUUGACUGUUUUGUACAUGUGAAUACGCAGUGUAUGCGGUGUGAUUUUAUCUGUAAGAGAAGUCAGUAUUAGAGGAUUAUCUGCUUGGACAUAAGAUAAUUGUCAUAAAGGUUUAUAUUUUAAAUUUGUUUUAUAAGAGGCUAUCAGUUCUAAAUGUUUUCCUCCUGUAUGAAUUUUGUAGGAGGAAUGCAAUGACAAGAAAGUGUGUUCCUCCACUUAACCACUAAGUGGUCAAGAAAGUGUGACUUGAUCAUUUCCUCUUUUGUGAGAGCGAAUAUUAACAAGGACAGUUUGGUUAUUUUAUGAAUUUGUUAGGUUUUAGAGUUUUCUUAUUUGCCGUUUACUUUACAGUUUGUGUUGCAGAUAUUUUGCGUAAGAAUUUCCCCUCUCCCUUAUUUUGGCGAUAAAACAAUAAACCCUGUCGUUCAUCUUUCAUGUAACUGAAUUACAUGCAGUUGAAAUAGGUUAUGUUCAAGCCUCUAGAAAGAUACAUCCGUCCAUAUUGUCUGUCCCUCUAAAAACUGUCAGUCUGUCUGACAAUAUUUGUAUAAUGAAGACCGGUUAGUAAGGUGUUACGUAUUGUACUUUAUUUUGUCUGUCGUACAAAACACCUAGCAAUAACUGCUUUUGUUAACUUAAUUAAACCCAGAUGUAGAAUUUUUUUUUUUUUUUUUAUAUAUCUUUUUGUGUUUUGUGAAUACCAGAGUAGUGUUUGUAUUUCCGGAAAGCUGAACCAAAAGAAAUAGCCUCCAAGCAUGUUGUAUUGUCUGUUGAAUAAGUCCCACAUGUAUUCAUACAGUAAUACCUUUUGCCAAUGUUUGCUUUAUGUAUGUAUUAUCACCUUGUGAAUUAAGUCAGAUGAUUUUAGUAGAUGCUUAAAAUCUUGCUUUUGACUAAAAGGAAAUUCUUACACCCUGUGGUCAUUUUAAAGUGGUUAAUUGUACAGGGCUAUUCUGUAUGGUCCCCAUGGUCUCAUUUCCUUCAUAUAAAAACAGUAUUCAUAUAAUCUGAGCUGCCUUUUUAUUUUGGUAUCGGGAAUGCUUUCAUUUUGUAUUCAAUAUCACCCUUAGUUCCUUAAGAAACUUGGACAGUAGUGUGCAGCAGAUGUUUCACUUAUUGUUUGUGUAAGACUUUGCAUCAAAGAAAUUAUUAAAUAUUAAAAAAUGGAAAGGGCUAAAUUUUUUCUGACUGGACAUUGAAAUGUAGUAUACAGACUAACACAUUUCAUUAGUUUUGUUUGCUGCAAGUUUUUUCGGCUAGAAAUCAAGUGUAAGUCAUCUUCAUGGUUGAUUUGAAAUGAAAUGUGUAAACUCAUGUUUUUUUAUUGCUAGAUAGUAAAUGCUGUAUGCUGAAACAGGUGGGUCCUGCCUAGUCUCUCAAGAGGGAUUCUUUGUGACAAUAGUACGUACUAGAUUUUCCAAAAUGAUUUUAUGUCAUUUUUGAUCCUGAAACAAUGUCAUAUGCUUUACCAUGAGCAUUAGUGUUUCGUAAAGCUGUAUCGUUGGUCAUUGACAUCCGUUGUGGUCUGAAAUCUCGCCAUUCACAGAUGCUUUUUAAACCUUAUUUUGCGCAAAUAUCCAAGUUUGGUAAUACAUAGCGCAUCCUUUUACUUUUCUGUUGGGUACGUUGGACAACUUUUUGGUUUUCGGUUUGGCUUGAAUUAGAUUAAAAUGGCGGAACUGAUGACAGAAAAACUCAGUUGUGACACUCGGAAAUUCCCAAUUUACAGUACGUAUUUUGUUUUGAUAUUUUCAUUAAGUGAAGAAAAUGUCUGUAAAUACGUAAGUGCUUUACGUAUACUAUUUACGAUAAAUGACUACUUGAAAGUCAGAAGUUGAGAAUAUUGUAUGUGAAAAAGUGCAAAUUGAGUUCAUAAUGGCUCCGAAUAUUUAUUGCUGCUCUGUACGUUUUGAUAUUAAUCUGAAUGGUUUUGGCUCUCAUUUUGUGAAACAAAGCUGACCCUUCACUUAAAGAUUCCCUUAAAUAAGAGGUACAUAUAUAGAGUUAAUGAAAAUAUUUUUGCUGGCAAAAUGUAGAGGUACAAUGCCAAUUUUGUAGUUGUUCAGUCAAAAGUGAAUUAGUUUUGUUCGGCGUUGAAACACAAAAUGAAGAAAUGUUAAGACUGAACCAGAACCUACCUAAUUAAUGUGUCAUUUGUGUCAACCAUAUCUUUCAGUAAAUAAGUAUAAUUUUAUUAAUACUUUUGAAUUAAGAUUUAGCUCUUGAUGAAGUUAUUGUUGUUAAUGGGAUAAAGAAGCAUUAAAGAAAUAGUAUAGUAUUUGAAUCUAAAGCACCAAAGGAAUGUCCUUCCAUUGUGGGUUUUUAAUUAUGUUCAAGAAAAAACAGUAUUUGCUAAUUUAUUCAUUAGUAUGUUUUCCCUGUUCCCUUCUUCGAUUGAUAUGCAUUUUGUUUGGGAAUGUCAAACAUGAUAUGGUCACGAUGUGAGUUUUAGCUUCGUUUUAUUUCUUGUAUGGUACGUGGCAAGGCCACUAUUUGUGUUUGCUCGAAGUGCUAGACAUUUUUUAUUUAGUGGACUCUUGUGCAGGCUAAGGAAAUUCUGUUUCAUGUUAUUUCCAAACUAAAAGAGUUUGGAAACCAUAGAUAAUCGCAGGUAGAUGGCUUUGUGAUCUGCUCCUGCUGUUUCAGGACGUUAUUAAGACCUCAAAGUGCUGGUUAUUGGGGAGUUUUAUGAAUUGCACACCUUUUGGGAUUGAAAAACAUAGAAUAUUUCUUACUAUUUCCACCUUCCUGCUUUGUUCUGGUUUGUAAUGAACUGUUGAAUUUUGAUAUCUUAUGAAUGAAGAUUGUUUUUAAAUGACUUUUGGAUAAUAAAGUACAGUACACACAUUUUGAUCUCGAGAUUAUCUUUUUGGAUCUUUGGGAACUUGCGGGCGAGUUGCUGCUUUUGUGCUAUCCUGCGACAUCAAUAUAUAUCCCACUAGCCUCUCCUGAAUUGCUAAUGGUGUUACUAUAGCCAAAAUACCAUUGAAAAGUGUACGCAUGACAGCAAUGGAUUGUGUUGUAUGACGUCUUUUAACAGUUGUUCCUUCAUAAAGAUACAAAAAUUUAUACAGUGCUACACUUUUAUCAGUAAACAGAUUGUAGUUUGCUGUUACAUAAUAUAAAUUUUUUAAUCUUGUCCCUGCCCAAGUGUAGAAUGAUGGAUGUUUUUGUGUACAAGUAUCUAGAGUACAAAUAGUGUUUAUAAAUGUAUAAAUGUGUAGAUUUGGUCUCUGGGAAUGCUUGGCACCUAAGUUUUAUUUCUCCACCACAGAUCGUCACCAGAUUGUUACAAGUUCUAGUAAAUGUCGCAAUUCCGUCCUCUGCUCAUACUAUACAUUGGACCCCCCGUAUUCGCGUUCUAGGGAUUUGCGGACUCACAAAUUCGCGGAUUUCUCUCUGGAACAUUCCUCCCCAUUAUUCGCGGAAAAUUCGCCUAUUUGCUGUAUUUUUCUAUGAGAAAUAUCCGCAAAUUCGUUUUUUUUUUAUCAGUUUCAUCAUAAAAUGCACUUUUUGUGAUAAAACUAUUAAAAAAAACCAGGUAUUUAAAUUUUUUGUGGGCUUUUCUUGAGUUUUAACUAACGAAAUACUAAGAGGUUUUAAGCAUUUUUAUAAGGGUUCCAACUAUUCGGGGGUUCUAACUAUUCCGGGGGGGGGGGGGGGG
Macrobrachium nipponense is the source of this 6453-nucleotide messenger RNA. RefSeq lists its product as uncharacterized. Lineage: Eukaryota; Metazoa; Arthropoda; Malacostraca; Decapoda; Palaemonidae. The record is from RefSeq and is a predicted model, not a curated record.